Athene cunicularia (burrowing owl) is the source of this 2520-nucleotide messenger RNA. RefSeq names its product glycerophosphodiester phosphodiesterase domain containing 2 (gene GDPD2). Gene Ontology annotation, molecular function: glycerophosphodiester phosphodiesterase activity. The record is from RefSeq and is a predicted model, not a curated record. The transcript has 16 exons. Lineage: Eukaryota; Metazoa; Chordata; Aves; Strigiformes; Strigidae. Gene Ontology annotation, biological process: lipid metabolic process. The coding region runs from base 266 to 1891 and encodes 541 amino acids. Gene Ontology annotation, cellular component: membrane.
CCUGCCUGCUGUGCCUGCUGCAGGCAGCCCGCCUCUCCCGGCCUGUGCAGACCUGCAGGCAGCAUCGGCAGCCCUGCCGGGCCACAAACACACCCAGGAGGGUGUGAACAGGCAGCAGAGGAGCAGAGUAGGACUCUGUGGGCAGGGACGCCCAGCUGAGAGCCCAGCCCCAGCAUUCACCUGGCCUGUCGGCGUCCCAGCGGCAGGAUCCCAACGUCUGCAGGGAGCAGGACGCCUGACCUUUGGCCUGGGACAGCCUGGCACUAUGGCAGACUCCCGCAGCUGCUGUCACCCCUGUUCCACCUGCCUGCUCUGCCUCUACAGCUGCCAGUGGAUCACCACCAAGAAGGAGAAGAAAAAAGGCCUGAGAACCACCAAGUGUGACUACAGCUGGUUCCUCUUCCUCUUCUGCGUCUUUCUCUUCACACUGGUGUGGCUCUACGUCGCCAUCAUCAUCCUCAAUGAUUUCCACAACUUCAAUGAGUUCAUCUUCAAGCAGAGGAAGUUGUGGCUAGACUGGUCCCUGGUCCUGCUCAUAGCUACAGCUGUGCUGAUCACCUACUCAGCUGUGCUGCUGGUCCUUGCUUUGUGCUUGCAGCUCUGUGGCCAGCCCUUGAAGCUACACUGGCUACACAAGACCCUGCUGAUCCUAACUGCCCUGACAGUGGCUGCAGCCUUCACAGGGCUGGGAAUAAAGUGGGCGGAGGAGUGGAGAAGUGCACGUAUCUCCCUGCAGGCAACAGGUCCCUUCCUGCACAUUGGAAUCGUGGGGGGAAUGACACUCCUUGCCUGGCCCCUGGCCAGCUUCAUCUACCGCACCCGAAACACAGGUCUCAAGGUGUUUCUACUGCUUGUGUAUUGCAUGGUGAUGACUGCGCUGUAUCUGACUCCCCUGGGAAUCACCUCUCCUUGCAUCAUGGAGGAGAAUCAGCUGCCCCCCAAGCCAGCCCUGGUUGGCCACCGAGGAGCACCCAUGCUGGCCCCUGAAAACACCCUUAUGUCGCUGCACAAGGCAGUGGACUGUGAUGUACAAGUCUUUGAGACGGACGUCAUGGUGAGUGCUGAUGGGGUCCCGUUCCUCAUGCAUGAUGAGGAACUCCUCAGGACCACUAACGUGCAGGCUGUGUUCCCUGAAAGAGCUGCCCUAAACAGCACCACCUUCAACUGGACAGACCUCCAGCAAUUGGAUGCUGGCAGCUGGUUCCUAGAGCGGAAGCCGUUUCCCACUGUGCAGAGUCUUUCUGCUGGUGAUCGCUACCAGGCAACUAAACAGAGGAUCCCAUCCCUGGAACAGGCACUAGAAGCAGCCAAGCAGAGCAAUAUCUCCAUCAUGUUUGACCUCCGGCCUGAGAACCACAGUGACUACCAGAGCUUUGUAAAUGCCACCCUGGAAGUGAUCUUACAGUCAGGCAUCCCACUACAGCAGGUCCUCUGGCUGCCGGAUGGGUUCAGGGAGCAGGUCAAACAACGAGCCCCAGGCGUUCAGCAAGUUUAUGGCCGGAAGAGACUCCAGAAUGAGAAGGAGCCACUGCUGCAUGUCAACCUGCCCUACCAGGACAUGAGUUCUGAGGAGAUCAGGCAGUACCGCCAGGACAACAUCUCUGUCAACUUGUAUGUGGUGAACCAGCCCUGGCUCUUCUCUGUGCUGUGGUGCUCUGGGGUGAGCUCUGUCACCACCAAUGCCUGUCAGGUGCUGAAGGAGAUGAAACACCCUAUCUGGCUGCUUCCCAGCAGCACGUACCUCAUGAUCUGGAUUGUUGUAGAUUGCGCUUCCGUCCUUGCCAUCCUCUGGGCCUUCCUCUUGCUGAAGAAAUGCUCCCAGAGAAGACAGUCAGCGGAGUCCGAGACGGACGUGCUGCUCACAAAGAUCAACAGCCUGAUGCAAGAGUGACCCUCUGGCCUGCAUCAGCCAUGGGGAGGGGCAGCCAGAGACCUGCCCAGCUCCCAUGGGCAGCAUUUCUCAGGCCAGCUUUGAGGCUCCUUUCCUUUGCAGACUCCUUCUUGAACCUCUUGUUCCCCACAGCCUUCCCGGUGCCUUGUGUGGUACAGCUGAAAAGACCUGGAACUGGGUUCCCAGUUCCCACUGGAGGAACUGGAGCCUUUGUAGGGGUUUCCUGGGGCUGGCUUGUGCCUGGGGGCUGAGUAUCUAUCCGGUGGUGCUGGGGCUAAGACUCCUCCCCUGGGGUUUGGAGACUAGGGGGGUGUGAGUCGUCAUUUGGUUGGGAAGGGCAGCCUCUGCCUCUUAGCACCAGCUCUGUAGCCAGUGCUGGAAAAUCUUGAUUGAAAUGCUGCUCCCCCGAGCACUGCCCUGCUUCCUCGUGGCUUGAGGAAUAGGAAAGGGGGUGGGAUGGGGGGUGGGUGGCUUGUCACAAGAUGGAGAGGGAGUUGAGCUUUUCCCACCCCAAUCCGGAACACAAGUCCUGCCCCUGUUGCUGCUGGCGGGUCAGGGUGCGGGCACCCCACGCAGCAGUUCUGCGUGUUGCUCCUGGGGGGAGAGGGAGCAGGGGGUGGAGGUGGAGG